Messenger RNA from Drosophila navojoa, 1657 nucleotides. It is a transcript of the gene Pgd, whose product is annotated as phosphogluconate dehydrogenase. Lineage: Eukaryota; Metazoa; Arthropoda; Insecta; Diptera; Drosophilidae. Gene Ontology annotation, molecular function: NADP binding; phosphogluconate dehydrogenase (decarboxylating) activity. The record is from RefSeq and is a predicted model, not a curated record. Gene Ontology annotation, biological process: pentose-phosphate shunt.
GUUUCGUCAGUUUCAGUUGGCGAGCGCAAGCGGCCGGACGACAAAAGCGUGGGGAAGGUGACGAAAGCGCAAGGAAAUAAACAAGUUUUGCGUAAAAUUUACAAUACUAUAUUCAUAAAUCAUUAAGUAAAAAUAAAGCAAAUAUGAGCGGGAAAGCUGAUAUUGCACUCAUUGGCCUAGCUGUCAUGGGUCAAAAUCUCAUAUUGAAUAUGGACGAGAAGGGCUUCGUGGUUUGUGCAUACAAUCGUACCGUAUCGAAGGUGCAAGACUUUCUAAACAACGAGGCCAAAGGCACCAAAGUGAUUGGCGCCGAAUCACUGAAGGACAUGGUCGACAAGCUGAAAACGCCACGCAAAGUCAUGUUGCUGGUCAAGGCUGGCAGUGCUGUAGAUGAUUUUAUUGGCCAGCUCGUGCCGUUGUUGUCGCCGGGCGAUGUCAUCAUUGAUGGCGGCAACUCUGAAUACCAGGACACGACGCGACGCUGCGAAGAGCUGGAGAAGCUGGGCAUACUCUAUGUCGGCUCUGGCGUGAGUGGCGGCGAGGAGGGAGCACGAAAUGGGCCAUCUCUAAUGCCAGGCGGUAAUGCGGCUGCCUGGCCACUGAUCAAGCCCAUAUUCCAGGCCAUUUGUGCCAAGGCCGAUGGCGAGCCCUGCUGCGAGUGGGUGGGCGAUGCGGGCGCCGGCCACUUUGUGAAGAUGGUGCACAACGGCAUCGAGUAUGGCGACAUGCAGCUCAUCUGCGAGGCAUACCACAUCAUGAAGAAGCUGGGUCUCACGUCACCUCAAAUGUCCGAGGUGUUUGGCCAGUGGAACAGCACCGAGCUGGACUCAUUCCUCAUCGAGAUCACACGGGAUAUAUUGAGCUACAAGGACAGCGAGGGAUACCUGCUGGAUCGCAUACGCGACACGGCUGGCCAGAAGGGCACGGGCAAAUGGACUGCGAUAGCGGCGCUGCAAUACGGCGUGCCCGUCACACUGAUCGGCGAGGCCGUCUUCUCGCGCUGCCUGUCCGCUCUGAAGGAUGAGCGCGUUGCGGCCAGCGGCGUGCUGAAAGGACCCAGCUGCAAGCCCUGCGUGCCGGACAUUAAGAAAUACCUGAAUGGCAUCAAGUACGCGCUCUACUGUGCAAAGAUCGUCAGCUAUGCCCAAGGCUUUAUGCUGAUGCGCGAGGCAGCCAAGGAGAACAACUGGAGUCUAAACUAUGGCGGCAUCGCGCUGAUGUGGCGCGGCGGCUGCAUCAUACGCAGCGUCUUUCUGGGCAACAUCAAGGAUGCGUACACCCGCCAGCCGACACUCUCGAAUCUGCUGCUCGACGACUUCUUCAAGCGCGCCAUUCAGCAGGGCCAGAGCUCGUGGCGUGAGGUGGUGGCCAAUGCCUUCCUCUGGGGCAUCCCUGUGCCCGCUCUGUCCACGGCCCUGAGCUUCUACGAUGGCUAUCGCACGGCCACGCUGCCGGCAAAUCUGCUGCAGGCGCAGCGUGACUAUUUUGGGGCCCACACCUACGAGCUGGUGAACAGGGAGGGGGAGUUCCAUCAUACCAAUUGGACGGGCACCGGCGGCAAUGUUUCGGCCAGCACCUAUCAGGCAUAGAGAUACCAACCACAUUCCAAGUUUACAGUUAACCUUGAUUUUUUUUUUCGUAUACUCGUAAUAACAAA